Anopheles bellator is the source of this 6963-nucleotide messenger RNA. RefSeq names its product tyrosine-protein kinase Abl (gene Abl). Gene Ontology annotation, molecular function: protein binding; non-membrane spanning protein tyrosine kinase activity; ATP binding. NCBI's taxonomy places the organism in Eukaryota, Metazoa, Arthropoda, Insecta, Diptera, Culicidae. The transcript is spliced from 7 exons. The record is from RefSeq and is a predicted model, not a curated record. Gene Ontology annotation, biological process: protein phosphorylation. Bases 1 to 4998 code for a protein of 1665 amino acids.
AUGGGAGCCCAGCAAGUGAAAGAACGGCACGCAGCAGCGUCCUCGCUAGGAGCCGGCAGCUCGAUACGUUCCAGUCGCAGCAAACCACGUUCAUCAAAGGAUGCGCGUACCCUGGGCUCGAAUAUAUUCACCGAACAUAGCGAAGCACUGCUUCAAUCUCGACCGCUCCCACAUAUACCUCCUCCGGGAAGCUUGCUGCCAACAGACUUACUAAGCCAAAAUCAAGAUGUAUCCGAAAAUCACUCUGGUACGAUACAUUCACAGGGAAGUUCAAGCACAGUGCAGUCCAGCUUUGAAAAUGCACAUCGGUGGACAUCGAAGGAAAAUCUCCUUGCACCAGGACCAGAAGAAGAUGAUCCGCAGCUGUUUGUUGCUCUGUAUGAUUUUAAAGCUGGAGGAGACAAUCAACUGAGCUUACAGAAAGGAGAACAAGUGCGAAUACUUUCUUACAACAAAUCUGGCGAAUGGUGCGAAGCUCAUUCCGAUUCUGGCCACGUUGGUUGGGUUCCGUCCAAUUAUGUGACGCCACUCAACUCACUGGAGAAGCAUUCAUGGUACCAUGGUCCGAUUUCGCGCAAUGCUGCCGAGUAUUUGCUCAGCUCUGGUAUCAAUGGAAGUUUCCUAGUAAGGGAAAGUGAGAGUUCUCCCGGUCAGCGUAGCAUAAGUCUGCGGUACGACGGACGCGUUUAUCACUAUAGAAUAUCGGAGGAUUCGGACGGCAAGGUAUACGUAACGACAGACGCAAAAUUUAAUACAUUGGCCGAACUGGUGCAUCAUCAUAGUGCGUUGCACGAAGGACAUGGUCUGAUAACACCGCUACUGUACCCUGCGCCGAAACAAAACAAGCCAACAGUGUUUCCGCUGAGUCCCGAACCGGAUGAGUGGGAAAUAUGCAGGACAGAUAUUGUGAUGAAACAUAAACUUGGAGGUGGACAGUAUGGAGAAGUAUAUGAGGCUGUAUGGAAGCGAUAUGGUAACACGGUGGCCGUAAAGACGCUGAAGGAAGAUACGAUGGCGCUUAAGGAUUUCCUAGAGGAAGCUUCCAUCAUGAAGGAAAUGAAGCAUCCUAAUUUGGUCCAGCUCAUAGGCGUUUGUACAAGAGAACCACCGUUUUAUAUCAUCACCGAAUUUAUGAGCCAUGGGAACUUGCUAGAUUUUUUGCGUACAGCUGGCAGAGAAACGUUGGACGCAGUGGCGCUGUUAUACAUGGCCACACAAAUUGCCUCUGGUAUGAGUUAUCUGGAGAGCCGAAACUUUAUUCACCGAGAUUUGGCUGCGCGAAACUGUUUAGUUGGCGACAACAACUUAGUGAAGGUGGCUGAUUUCGGGCUGGCCCGAUUGAUGCGUGAUGACACAUACACAGCUCACGCUGGCGCUAAAUUUCCCAUUAAGUGGACCGCUCCGGAAGGUCUGGCAUACAAUAAGUUCAGUACCAAAUCCGACGUAUGGGCCUUCGGGGUUCUACUUUGGGAAAUAGCAACCUACGGUAUGUCACCUUAUCCGGGCAUUGAUCUGACCGAUGUGUUUCACAAGCUGGAAUCAGGUUAUCGAAUGGAGCGACCUCCUGGAUGCCCCCCGGAAGUGUACGAUCUGAUGCGAAAAUGCUGGCAGUGGAAUGCCCAGGAUCGUCCAACAUUCAAGAGCAUUCAUCACGAUUUAGAACACAUGUUUCAGGAAUCAUCCAUAACUGAAGCCGUCGAGAAACAGUUACAAGGGGUGUGCAUGGUUCCUCCGCAGCUUACGCCGCAAAUGAGCAAGAAACCUCACGGUACCAUGCCACAGCAGGCUCUGAAUGCCUCACCACCGCAGCAGCAGGCUCUACUACAGCCGCAAUCACUUUCCCACGAACAAGCUACAACUCCGAUCUCUGAUUCAGGGUCAGGUUCGAAGUUUAGUACAUUUGGGAACAAGCAACCAACGACAGCUGGUGUACAAAUGCGUCGAACAACUAACAAGCGUGGAAAAACUGCACCAGCACCACCAAAAAGGACUAGUCUAUUGUCAUCGAGCCGUGACUCAACGUAUCGCGACGAUGAGAGUUGUAAAGCGGGAGACUUCGAGCAGAAUGCCAAUGGUAAAACAAAUCCCAUCAUGAAAUCGUCCUCUUGCAGUAGUUUCCUUAUUGAUAAGCUGUUUCGAGGUUUUACUCGGGACAUGGUGAGCCUUAUAAACAGAGGUACCGAUUCGGAGAACGAGCAUACAGAAGUUACACCCGACACUGAUACGGACAAUCAAGAACCGCUUGGGUUUCAAAAGCCGUUUCAACAAAGCUCUUUCAAACGAGCUCCAAUUAUGGGAAACCGUGGACUUGAAACGCGUAGCAGUAAACGAUUGUCGUCACAACAAACGCGACGCGAUCAAACGCCGCCUAGAGUCCCAGCGCCAAGUCAAACAGGUGUAGGUACCUCUGGACUACCUCAUCAACCGAUAUUGGGUGCACUAGAAGUGCAAAACGUGAAGAAAGCAAUCAAUCGAUACGGAACUCUACCAAAAGAUGCUCGAAUAGGAGCCUAUCUUGAAUCUUUACGCCAAAGCGAUGGAACCGUGGUACAUCAACAUCCGGUCCAGCAAUUGUCACACCAACAACCGGUUAGCGCACUCGGCUCUGGCAAACAGCUAUCGAAUCAAAACACGAUGUUGGUUUCAGAAUCGCUACCACCACCAAUAACGGCAACUCCCAACGUUGUAUCAAAUAGUAUAUUGGUGCAAAGAAAUCAAGCAAUUAAGUCCCAACCCCAAAUGAUUCGUAGCAAUUCAUCCAGUGGCGUGACAAUGUCCAACUCUGCAACAGCUAGUCUUUCAAAAUUGCAGCGCCAUCGCACGACUACGGAUGGGUCGAUGAUGAGCUUUUCUUCUUUCCGAGGAGUAGUUGGAAGCAAUAGUCCAAAGCGAACUGUUCAACCCACUUUGGCUGAUCUAGAAUUUCCACCACCACCCGUCGAUCUUCCUCCGCCACCGGAAGAGUUUGACUCGCCGUCCGAUCAACGUGGUUUAAGCAUGGAUCAAUCUGUACCAUCAGCUAACGAUGUGAGUAACACCGAGCCGAGCGUCAAAGAAGCCAGCUCACGGUUCGGUGUGAGCUUGCGCAAACGCGAACCUUCCAACGACUCAUGCAGCUCUCUGGGAAGCCCUGCGGAUGCCGCAGCUAACGGUGUAGUUGAUCAAUCAUUCUUGGCAAUGCCUCCCAACCAUAAUGACAUGAAAAUGGAAGCGAAAAAAGCCCCUCCAUGCAAAGAUGCUACGUACGUGCCAAAAUUUUUGCAGGCUGAAGAGAAUAGUUGUAAUAACGGAAGCAACAAUGAAAAAAGUAUCAGUGGUGCUGUAGUAGAUACACCCGACACAUCAUUACAUUUGGCCAGUGAUUCAUGCGAAAUUUUAAAUCAACCAAAAGCGACAUCGCCACAUCAUUCUUCUGAAUCUCCUCAGCCAAUAUCCCACUAUAAAUCGUCGGAUGUGGUUAGUUCCUUGCGGAAACCUGUACCAGUAUCAAAGUCCACCAUCCCUACAAGCAGAAAAACUAACCUAAGUAGUUGUAGUCCUUCUGCUGAGCCACCAUCUUUCAAGACUCAGCUGAAAAAAGUGGAACCGGGAACCACAGUGAAAAAAGAAGACAACUCGGCCAGUAUCAUUGAUUUUAAGGCUAGACUUCGUAAAGUGGAUCCAAACAAUGUUGACUUGUCCAACAAUGGUGCUGGAGUCAGCGGAUGUGAUCUUGAAGACUCGCUGUCAGUGGACAAUAACAACAAGCAUCAGCAACAUCAUCAUGAAAGCAACACUGUUAACAGCGUUCACAAUAGUAAUGUGAGCAGUUCUAACAAUAGUAAUGGUAACGUUUUGAAUAAUAACGAUAAUUCAGCGUCGUCGUCUUCUUCCGAGAACGAAAAUCAUCGGGCAAAGGUAGAAGUUAGCGAUGGGGUGAAAAAAAAUGGCACCAAUUUCGGCGUUUUCAGCAAAGCUCAAGUAGAUCCCAGCAAGGAGCUGAUCCUAGAGAACAAUGCACUCAAUUCGCUCAAAUCAAAAAAGACAAAUUGUCCGUCGAUAGUGACCGGCCUAGCGCCGAUUGAUAGUAACAAGGUGAUUGAACUAAAAAAGACUGAAAUCAAAAUUGAGCUGAGUGAUGAUCGUAAACGGGAAAGUUUAGAGGGUAACUCACUCAAGUUGGAUAGUGGCGGUAGCAGUGGCGACAACCUGUCCACCGGAAGCAGUGGAGCGGGCGCCGAAGAAGGGGAUAGUAAGCGAAAGAGCACGGGCAGCAUUAGUAGCUUGAAGAAGCUAUGGGAAGCAAAGGAGUCGCCAAAUGAUCAACCGGUACAGCUUAGCCCGAAGAUGGGUACAAAAUGUGUCUCCAAUAUGAUACCUAGGAUGAACAAUAAUGUAGAAACAGACGACCAUCGCGAUAAUUCGCUCAACCACCACCAGUUCGAUCAAUCACAAUCGAAUUUACCUACCGGUGCUGCGGCAAGUUUAUGUGGCAACAAGAAACCAGCUGUUCCGAUGAAACCUUCCAAGUUUUCUUCAAUUUACGCAACUCCGAUACAAACCCAAGCUGUUCCUUCUUCAACGCUCGGUACAGGUAGUGCAGUGACUUCAACUAACGUGGCAUCAUCCGGUAACGUCGCUAAGCUGAGUGAUAACACUGCACAGACAUCUGAGAAAUCAACACCAGCACCGUCAACACCAGGUGAAAGAGAACAAAUUCUGGAACAAGUUCAGCUACUGCAGGAUAGUUUAAAGUUAUCGGUGGCAACAAUUUCUGGUUCUCAAUGGUUAGGUAUGAGUGAUCGCCUCAAUUUACUGCAAUCGUAUUGCAUCGCAUUUUCCGACAACGAAUCUCUACCGCCGCACGCCAAGUUCCAUUUCCGAGAGUUGGUGAGUCGUGUUGAAAAUCAGUCACUAUCUUUGCGGUCAGCAAGUAACAGAAACAUCAAGGACAACGAAAAACUGGUACUCGAGGUUGGUCAAUCUCUCAAGCAAAUAUCAAAUGCCUUGCAUAGGUAAUUUCCAGUAAAAUUGUUUAACUUCGAUGAGUCAUUUUAGUUUCAGUUUAGUUCCGAUGCGGUAUGUAAUCGAAGGAGCAAAACAGGCAGAAUUCCAGAACGAUGGCAUAAUAUGUAUAUAUUUUAAUGAGCAUAUGGAAUUUCUUUUGGUAUUUUCUUAAUGUUUCUAUUUCUGUUACAUUUAAAACUAUAAAACCAUAUUCUGUUUUCAAAGCACUAGAUUUUUCCUAUCACUUACAUGUGAUAGAAUUGAUUGUAGCGUGAUUUUGGACAUUUCUUCGGCUCCUGGUGCAUGAAUCGUUUAGCAUUGAAACCGACCUUUGAAUGAGGCUAUAUCUUUUGGAUCCUUAAGAUUAAAUACAUCUCACUGUAGCAGUAUGUGUAUAGAGGUCAUGGCCGUAUGGGAAGCAAUUUUAAGCGUUUUAUGUAAAUCAUUUUAACAAUUUUCAAUUGGCUGCUAGGGGACAAAACACUUGCUCCUUUUAAAAAUUUAUCAUGGCGUGGUUCAGACGCUCGAACGUGAUGAUGGAUUGCUUUUCAUUACAGGGUUUGCUAAUUUUGUGAAAUUUACUAGCUGUGAGGAAAGAGCUAUUACAUGUCAUAUGUUUAUGCUCAAUAAGAUUGCCAAACGAGUAAAUUUUAACAUUGAAAAUGCAACAUAAUUUUACCAGAACUUUGCAACACGUUUUGAAAUGAUAAAAGCAAAACUUAACCAUGAUAUUGUGCUGCGUUUGCUUUUAUGAUGAGCUAUAAUUUUAAUCGUUAGGAAAUUAAACCUUUGCACUUGUAAAAUAUUCAUAUUUAUUGAAACAUAUUUUUCCGUUUUGAGUCGUGAGAAAAAUAUGAGGCGUGAUUAACGGAUAACAAUGUACGGACAGGAAACAACAUGAACUUUGCAUCCGGCCGAGUGGAUGUGAAACGCAUUUGAAGACACUUUUAGUUGUAACGAAACAAAAUGUGUGGUUUGGCUUAGAGUCAAAUAACCUUAGAAGACUGUAAAACAUGUCAUAUAGCACAGCGAAAUCCUACGCUGUACCGUAUGAUAUUUAGAUUACGCAUCACCCAACUCGUGAUUAAUUUCGUGUCCGCUGUAACUCUAUUAUAAAAAUAUAUCCUUGAGCGCAAAGGAUCAUAAGCUUUGCAACGAUACCAAAUUGAAAUAAAGCAAGAAGCAUACUGAAAAAGGAAAAUCAAAACUAAAAUCUAUUAUACUGCAUGCUGUCCAUGACCUUCGAAUUCAUCAGUCAACAACUAACACGCAACUAGCAUAAUGAAUAAUGAAAUAAUUUGAAAACAAUGCUAAACCACAGAGCAAACACUAUUAUCGCGAACUUUAGGCCAAAGAGCUCAAGACUUUUUUUCUAGUUUUAAACAAGAAGAUACGUUAACAGCGUCAAAAGUCGGCAUAUGUCUAAAGGUAAAGGUGAAUCAAACGGGUAGUCGUCGCAGUUGUCAGACGAUAAAUUCUUCGUCUUUAUUUCGACAAUAUAAGUUUAAUUUUUUAAAUUCUCUUGCCAAACUGUGGGGAAAACUGUAAAAAGUUCAACUUCCCAAAGCAUUCUGCGUAAAGAAUUACGUAUACUACAAUUACAUAUGUCGGCGAUUCGAAACAUAGCUACCUUCUCAAAGGAAGACCAUUUCUAGAAUUUCAAUUGUAGGACUAGACUCAUUUGGAUAACUUAUCGAGACCAAAUCGGUUGAUUUCGUAUUGGGCUGGCAUAUGUUUCUGAUAAGUAAUCUACGGGACUCGUUAUAAGAUCCCAUCUCAUCGGAUCAUUAAAGCACCAGUGCUUGAAGCUGAAUGCUGAAUGCAACCUAUAUAAGGUUGCAUAUUUUGUGUUUCGCUUUCUCUACAUGCAAGCUUCUCCUCUUUGGAAUAUUUUCCGUGACAAAUACUAACCUAUCUGAAGUUUGCUAGAUGUUGCAAAUGUAUUGCAUCAGUAAGAGGCUUCCUUCUAGAAGGCUU